AGCUUCAAGCAGACAACAUGUCUAUGUUUGAAACAAAACCGUGUUUAAAUGAGUAGAAUUGUUUAAAUUGCAAUUUUAAAACCACUAGAUCACUGCAAUAAAACGAAGAAGUGAUAUUGCUGUAGUUAAAUUUAAUACUAACAAGGAUAACGCUACAAUGUCUGUCACGCUUCACACUGAUCUGGGCAAUAUUAAGAUUGAAGUGUUCUGUGAUGUAACCCCAAGAGCAGCAGAGAAUUUCUUAGCCCUCUGUGCCAGCAAUUACUAUAAUGGUUGCCUUUUCCAUCGAAACAUUAAAGGAUUCAUGGUGCAAACAGGAGAUCCUACUAACACAGGGAAAGGAGGCAUGUCCAUUUGGGGUAGAAAAUUUGAAGAUGAACUCUCAGAAGAACUGAAACAUAAAAAUCGAGGGUAUAUUUCCAUGGCAAAUUCUGGACCAAACACAAAUGGAAGUCAAUUUUUUAUUACCUAUGGUCCACAACCGCAUUUGGAUCUAAAGUACACAAUAUUUGGAAAAGUUAUAGAUGGAUUUGAUGUGUUGGACGAGUUGGAAAAACUGGCGGUUAAUCCGAAAAAUCACCGCCCAUUGAAAGAUAUACAUUUAAAUAGCGUGACAAUUCAUGCUAAUCCAAUGGCACAAUAAACCUUAUGAAUUGUAUACGGAUGAAUGAUUUAUAUUAUAA
Messenger RNA from Daphnia carinata, 683 nucleotides. Its product is annotated as peptidyl-prolyl cis-trans isomerase-like 3. The record is from RefSeq and is a predicted model, not a curated record. Gene Ontology annotation, biological process: protein peptidyl-prolyl isomerization; protein folding. The coding region runs from base 158 to 643 and encodes 161 amino acids. Gene Ontology annotation, molecular function: peptidyl-prolyl cis-trans isomerase activity. NCBI's taxonomy places the organism in Eukaryota, Metazoa, Arthropoda, Branchiopoda, Diplostraca, Daphniidae. Gene Ontology annotation, cellular component: catalytic step 2 spliceosome. The transcript is spliced from 6 exons.